Molecule: messenger RNA, 567 nt
Organism: Arabis nemorensis
Lineage: Eukaryota; Viridiplantae; Streptophyta; Magnoliopsida; Brassicales; Brassicaceae
Source: the annotation of a GenBank genome assembly
AUGGGAUCUUUACCGAAGAAGACUCUGCAACGAUACUUGUCACAGCUUCAGGAACAUCCUUUAAGAACAAAGGUUAUUACUGCUGGUGCAUUGUCCGGUGUUAGCGAUGUUGUUUCGCAGAAACUAUCUGGCAUUCAGAAGAUUCAGCUGAGAAGGGUUCUUCUUAAAGUGAUAUUUGCGGGUGGUUUUCUCGGACCAGCUGGGCAUUUCUUUCAUACGUUUCUAGAUAAGAUUUUUAAAGGGAAGAAGGACACAAAGACUGUUGCAAAGAAGGUACUCGUGGAACAACUGACAUUGUCACCAUUGAACCAUUUGCUUUUCAUGAUCUAUUAUGGAGUAGUCAUUGAAAAAACUCCCUGGAAUCUUGUUAAGCACAGGAUCAAGAAAACUUACCCGACAGUCCAGCUUACAGCAUGGACGUUUUUUCCCGUCGUGGGAUGGAUAAACUACAAGUAUGUGCCACUUCACUUCCGGGUCAUCUUGCACAGCCUUGUCGCGUUCUUCUGGGGAAUUUUCCUGACACUGCGAGCAAGGUCAACAACACUGGCUUUGGCUAAGGCUAAGUGA